Messenger RNA from Necator americanus (New World hookworm), 549 nucleotides. RefSeq lists its product as uncharacterized. NCBI's taxonomy places the organism in Eukaryota, Metazoa, Nematoda, Chromadorea, Rhabditida, Ancylostomatidae. The record is from RefSeq and is a predicted model, not a curated record. The transcript has 3 exons. Bases 1 to 549 code for a protein of 182 amino acids.
AUGAGGGAUCGGCCCGUCAUCAGCAUCGAAAAUUACACCAUAUACUGCGGCGAUGCUGAUGAGAACAAAGUAGGUGGCUGCGCGAUAGCUGUGAGGAACGAUUACAACAACCUGGCUCAACGUCGUCUAGAUGCGUCUUUGGAAACCGCUGAGAACAACAGUAAGGACGCCUUCUAUGAUGAACUCAAUGCGUUGAUACCUAAAAUACCAAGCCAGCAGGUAGUCAUUGUCGGAAUCGACACAAAUGCGAAGAUGGGACUCGAACAGCAAUCCGAUGUGCUAGGAAAAUGGUAUACAGCGGAGCUCACUUCGCACAACGAGGAAUCAUCGACGCCAUCAGCUCACUUGGCAGGGUCAACCCUUUUAACGCCUGAAGAGCAACGCAAGCGGAAGAUGAGGACUCUUAAGCUUCAGCUCGACUACGUUCUGGCGAGGAACAUUCCUCAGUCAGAUAUCCGAAAAUCUAGAGCUGUUUGGGACGUCGUCUUCGACUUUGACCACAUUCCAGUUCCUCUCAGCUUCAAGAUACGGUUCCGCAAGAGAAACUGA